Dendronephthya gigantea is the source of this 1668-nucleotide messenger RNA. Its product is annotated as glutarate-semialdehyde dehydrogenase-like. The transcript has 10 exons. The record is from RefSeq and is a predicted model, not a curated record. Gene Ontology annotation, biological process: GABA catabolic process. Bases 159 to 1646 code for a protein of 495 amino acids. Lineage: Eukaryota; Metazoa; Cnidaria; Anthozoa; Malacalcyonacea; Nephtheidae. Gene Ontology annotation, molecular function: succinate-semialdehyde dehydrogenase (NAD+) activity.
UGUCACGAGGUCACACGAUCACGGAAAAUUCGGAAUUGCAACUUGCAAGAGCGCAGUUAUAGUACCAAACUAACCAAAGUUAGCACAUUCGUUUAUAUAGUCAGUACUGUACCUUCGAGUACUGAGCCCUCUUAGGUAGACAUAAACGUCUCAUUACAAUGUCGUAUUCUAGAGCUUUGUCAUCUAAAACGUUGCCAUUCUUGGAGAAACAACUUGCGUAUAUUGGUGGCGAGUGGUGCAAAGCGGCAGAUAAUGCGACUUUUGAAGUAAAAAAUCCUGCCAAUGGCGAAGUGCUUGGAAGUGUGGCCAAUGUCGGUAAAGCUGAGGCUCAAGAAGCUGUGUCGAAAGCCAGUAAUGCGUAUCAUACUUGGAAAAAAACAACAGUGAAGGAAAGAUGUUUGCUGAUGAAAAAAUGGUACAGAUUACUUAUGGAGAAUAUAGAAGAUAUUGCUAAGCUAAUAACAUUGGAAGCAGGUAAACCUGUUGCACAAGCUCGUGGUGAAAUUGCUUAUGGAGGUUCAUUCAUUGACUGGUUUGCUGAAGAAGCGAAAAGAACAUAUGGUGAUAUUAUUCCAACCCAUGUUGCUGGACGAAGACUUCUUGUGGUCAAGGAAGCCUGUGGAGUGGCUGCAUUAUGGGUGCCGUGGAAUUUUCCAUUAGCAAUGUUAACCCGUAAAGCAGCUCCUGCAUUAGCAGCUGGUUGUACAGUGAUUUGUAAACCAUCCGAGGACACCCCAUUUACAGCUUUGGCACUUGCACAGUUGGCAGAGGAAGCAGGUAUCCCACCUGGUGUGUUCAACGUUCUGCCUUGUUCGCGUAGCAAUGCACCAGAAGUAACUGAUGUAAUCAUGAACAGUGCCCUGGUAACAAAUUUCUCAUUUACAGGAUCAACAGAAACUGGACAGCUGAUGUUGGAGAAAUGUGCAAAAACUGUUAAGAAGACAUCAAUGGAACUGGGAGGAAAUGCUGCCUUCAUUGUGUUUGAUAGUGCUGAUGUUGAGGCUGCAGCAAGGAAUGCUGCUGCAUCAAAAUUUAGAAACAGUGGACAGGCUUGUGUGGCAACAAACAGAAUAUUUGUUCACGAUACCGUAUACGAAGAAUUCGUUGGGAAAUUUGUAGAAAACGUAAAAAAGUUGGUGGUUGCAAAUGGAAUGGACGAGGACUCGGAUGUUGGUCCUUUGAUUAAUGCUAAGGCUAUUGAAAAAGUAGAACGCCAUGUGAGCGAGGCAAUACAGCUUGGUGCAAAAGUUGUGUGUGGAGGAAAGAAGAGUAAUUUAGGUGGAUCAUUCUUUGAGCCAACUGUACUAGCGGAUGCUACUAAUGAUAUGUCUGUAAGUCAAGAGGAGACAUUUGGACCAAUAGCUCCCGUUAUUAGGUUUAAAACGGAAGAAGAGGCAAUCAAAAUGGCAAACGGUACAAAAUUUGGCCUUGCAGGGUAUGUAUUUACUCAAAACAUUAGCCAAGCGUGGCGAGUCAUGGAGGCAUUGGAGGUGGGGAUGGUAGGUGUAAACGAAGGAUUGAUAAGUACAGAAGGAGCUUUAUUUGGAGGAGUAAAACAAUCUGGUUUAGGACGUGAGGGAUCAAAAUAUGGCAUCGAAGAGUUUAUUGAGACCAAGUACGUUUGCCUAGGAGGAAUUAGUCCUUAAUAUAUAAAAAUUGCAAGAUCGG